AUGCCGCCACCACCCAAGGCUUCAGCCCCAAAGCCAAAGGCUCAACCGCCAAAACCCGCAGUCAGCACUGGCAGCAGCGGAGCUGGCAUGAGCGCAUUGCUGAGCAAAGUGGAAGCUGUUGGCAAGAAGAAGGAUCUAGAAGAAGCCAAGGAAAUCGAGGAUAUCGACUUAUCUCAAAUCGAUCCAUCCGCGGCCAGGGAGAAGGUAACUUGCCCCCGCUGCGAAAAGGAAGUGCUCAAAGAGCAUUUCGAGUCACACAUGACUGCUCAUUCCAGCGAGAUACUUCCAUGGCUUUUCCUUGGCGGCAAGCGCAACCUGGAAAAUGACAAAGAGCUAACGGUUCGAACCAACAUCACUCACGUGCUCAAUUUGGCGCAGGAGGUCAACCUGAAAGAGGACUUCAGGAUCAUUGCCACUGAGUACAAUCUCGAGCGAGGGCUUCCCUUCGUGUACAAGAAGUUCAGCUUCGGUGACACUCCAGAUCAACACAUUCUACCUGAGCUAGAUAGCGCGGUUCAGUUCAUCCAUGAUGCGCGGUCUUUGAGCCAGCAGCAUCACGUGCUUGUCAACUGCGUGCAGGGCAUCUCUCGAUCAGCCUCAGUUGUCAUCGCAUACUUGAUGAAGUACGAGCACAUGCACCUCCGUGAAGCAUACGACCAUGUUCGAGAAAGGCGAACCGUUGCAGAUCCACGGAAGGAGUUCGUGGACCAGCUUGCACAAUUUGAGUGCCAAAUCUUCGGGCUGGACAAGCCGUCAUUGACCGGGGCCAUUGCUUUUGAAGGCCGAACGCUACUCAACCUGGAUGACCCGUUGCCCCAGUCAGAGCGCGACUGUGAAGAAGGUGCAGAAGUGCAGAACACAGUGCCAGCUGCUCCCAAGGCUGGGACAGACGUCGUCAUCGAAGAAGACAUCUUGAACAAGCUUUCAGGCCAUGCAAUCGAAUCCCGCGAAUGGUAUGCAGACGCAAACCCUGCGAAUAGCCCGACAAAGACUGCUGUAGACGUGGAUGGGAAGGCUACGACAACCAUCCUUGAUUCACAAACCGUCGACGUGACGGUGCCUGAUCAAAGCUAG
Molecule: messenger RNA, 1074 nt
Organism: Symbiodinium pilosum
Lineage: Eukaryota; Dinophyceae; Suessiales; Symbiodiniaceae
Source: the annotation of a GenBank genome assembly